UUUCUCCAAUGUGCAACUUGGACUUGGCGGCUUGGCCAUUUAUCAAGCAAAAAUUCCAGAACAACUUUCAGAGGAUAAAGAGGAGGCUACUAGCUAGCUUCAAAAAUCAAAAUUGUCCACUCCCAAAUCUUUUUGGGUCAAAUUCCAAAGUAUAGCAUUAGCAUACGAAUUCGAUAUCAUAUAUACGAACUGAAAUGUUACCAUUGUGUUUUUCCAAUUACUCUCAAUUUCUCUCCCCUUUAACCUCAACCUCGCGUCGCCGCCGGGCCCACCCCAGAUUCACUACAACACUCUCUGUUCUCAAAACCUCUCGACCCGUGAGUGAAGUUGCAGUGGAUGACGUUUUUCAAGAUUUCUUGAGAGAAAGAGAGUUAAAUGGGGAUAUUAUCUCCAGAAUUUCUGAUAGAAUUUGGCUUAGAAAUGUGGUAAAUUUUGAUUCCUUAGAAGCUGGAAAUAGUGCAACUGAGGCUACACAGUCACAGGAGGUAUUGGGGGAAGAUAGUGAAGGUGGGUUUUUGAAAUUGAAAAGUACCAAAGAGUGGCUUUCAGGUGAUGCCAUGGCGCCAGUUAAUAAAAAGAGGACCCUUAAGGAAAUACAAGAUGAUAGGGAAAGAAGGAAAAGGCUAAACUUUCUCAGAUAUGAAGCUCUUAAGAAUGAGCUACUUUACUUAACCGUGGGCAUUGGAACUGCUUGCAGUGGAUAUUGUUUGGUAGCUUUAUCAGUCCAGGCGGCUUUGAGCUAUGCAACUGGAGUUGUUUUCAGUUACGUGUACCUGCAGCUCCUCUGCCAACAUGCAGACAACCUCUCACAAGAGACAGUUCCUGAGAUUUUUAAGAAAAAGAAACUAAAAAAAAUUGGAAUACGAAGCCAAGAUCUGCAGGAUUUUUUUGAGAGAUCGGUAAAAGGCAGCAGCAUAGCUCUUUCAUCUCCCAGGCUUGUGUUUCCUGCAGCAAUAUAUGGAUUGUGGGAAUUGUGUCAGCAUUUUUUCCAUGAUCUUUUCGAUUUCCAGCUGGUUCCUGCUAUGGUUGGGUUGUUUGCGUAUAAAGCAGCUGCUCUGGUGCAAGUGUACAGGGACAAUGAAGACCUACAAUUUCUUUUUCCUGAGAAUGAAGAAGGGUCAGCUAACUGAAUAUGUUACUAAUAAAUGUUACUUGUUGAAGCCAUGGCGAAGUUGGAUGCCUGCCUAACUACGCCUUCUGGCAUAAUGGAGAAUAACCAACGAACAGCACGCUGAGUUUGCAGAACAUGGACAAGCUUUAAUAUAUCCUGCCCGUUAAGAUAGCAGGAUUUAAGGGAUGAAUAUUUCGCUUGUGCACUUCAAGAGUAAAUAGUUCAUUUGAAAGGGUGAUCAUGGGCAUCCACGGAAUCUUUUGCUGAGACAACUCUAGUAGGGUGUUAUAUAUAGAAAUAUAGAGUACUGUUUUGACCAACUUCAUGUGACUUGCAAGUGUUGAUAUAUUCUUGGUUUCCCCUUUUUAUUUGGAGUCACAAAGUUAUGGUAGGGAAUUAUUGUAUGUUUUGCACCAUCUAUGAACUGGUCAGAUAUAUAACCGACUCAACUUGUUUGAGACUAAGACGUAGUGGUUAAGUCAAUUGCUCUUUUGCGGCGUGCUUUGGUACAUGCCUAGAAGAAUUUGAAUUAGUAGAGUGGGAGUUUCCAAAAUCUUACCUUCCUUUCA
This is a messenger RNA of Nicotiana attenuata, 1680 nucleotides long. RefSeq lists its product as uncharacterized. The record is from RefSeq and is a predicted model, not a curated record. Bases 195 to 1130 code for a protein of 311 amino acids. The transcript is spliced from 10 exons. NCBI's taxonomy places the organism in Eukaryota, Viridiplantae, Streptophyta, Magnoliopsida, Solanales, Solanaceae.